Molecule: messenger RNA, 1563 nt
Organism: Hippocampus comes (tiger tail seahorse)
Lineage: Eukaryota; Metazoa; Chordata; Actinopteri; Syngnathiformes; Syngnathidae
Gene: arrb2b
Product: arrestin, beta 2b
Exons: 14
Coding region: 135-1346 (403 amino acids)
Biological process (GO): G protein-coupled receptor internalization; positive regulation of ERK1 and ERK2 cascade; signal transduction
Cellular component (GO): cytoplasm
Molecular function (GO): angiotensin receptor binding
Source: RefSeq, a predicted model, not a curated record
ACGUCACCGGAGAUAUCAAUUAUAGCGAGUGGGCGUGGCUCCUGUCAUUGGCGACGGAAAGGAGCCCAAAAGCCGGACACAAGUCAAAAGCAUGUCACACGCCAGCCGAUCCCGACGCAAGCGGCAGCGACCACAUGGGGGACAAAGAGGCCACCAGAGUCUUCAAGAAGAGCAGCCCCAAUGGCAAGCUCAGCGUUUAUCUGGGCAAGCGUGACUUCGUCGACCAUUUGGAUCACGUGGAUGCUGUGGACGGAGUUGUCCUGGUGGAUCCCGAAUACCUGCAAGAUCGCAAAGUGUUCGUGAGCCUGGCGUGCGUGUUUCGCUACGGUCGGGAGGACGUGGAUGUCCUCGGGCUGUCCUUCCGGAAGGAUCUCUACGUCAGCACUUUCCAGGCCUUCCCUCGCGUUCUCGAUCAGAAGCCGUUAAGUUCCCUCCAGGAGAAGCUGCUGCGCAAGCUGGGCCAAGACGCGCACCCCUUUUGCUUCAGCGUCCCACAGAACCUGCCCUGCUCGGUCACCCUUCAGCCCGGACCCGAGGACACGGGCAAAGCGUGCGGCGUGGAUUUCGAGCUGCAGGCAUACUGCGCCAGGACGGCCGGCGAGAGGAUUCAUCAGAGGAACUCUGUGCAUCUAGUGAUCCGGAAGGUGCAGUACGCCCCGGAGAAGAAAGGCCCGCAGCCCACUGCGGAGAGCAGCCGAAGCUUCCUGAUGUCUGAGAGGCCGCUGCACCUCGAGGCGUCGCUGGACAAGGAGCUGUACUACCACGGCGAACCCAUCAGCGUGAACGUGCACGUCACCAACAACUCCGGCAAGACGGUCAGGAAGGUGAAGAUCGCAGUGCGCCAGUAUGCCGACAUCUGCCUGUUCUCCAAGGCUCAGUACAAGUGUCCCGUGGCCCAGCUGGAGGCGGACGAGCAGGUCUGCGCCAGUUCCACCUUCUGCCAAGUGUACACGCUGACGCCCUGCAUGGGUGCCAAUCGCCAGAAGAGAGGCCUGGCGUUGGAUGGCAAACUCAAACACCAAGACACCAACCUGGCCUCCAGCACCAUAAUGAAGGAAGGUUGCGACAAGGAGAUGGUGGGCAUCGUCGUGUCUUACCGCGUCAAAGUCAAACUGGUGGUGUCUCGCGGCGGGGACAUGGCAGUGGAGCUUCCUUUUGUUCUGAUGCAUCCCAAACCCAGCGACCCGGAACCAGCCGCUGCACAAGCCGACGCCGCCAUGGGUGGCGACCUCGUCACUUUCGAUAGCGACUCUGCAUCUCAAGCCGACGAGCUGGUGUUCCAAGACUUCGGCCGCUUGCAUUUAGCGGGGGCAGAGGGUAGAGCCGAGGGGGACCCCCUGUGUUAGCUGCUACCAACGGUUAUCGGCGAAUCGCAGCAGUGAAAGCUGCCCCGGCCGCAAUAACAAUGUGUUUGUCUGUAUACAAAUAUCUUUAAUGACUGAGCAGAGAACAUUGAUGCAUUCCAAUCCUUCACCAGAUUCUCACACACUGGAGUCCAGAAGCAUUGACAGUCCAAUUGCUGUCUGGUUCAAAAGUUUGUCCAAAUAAAAGUGAAUCCAACAA